AUGCCUCCUGGCGACGGCGACGCCGACAACCAAGGCGACGCGACACAGCAAACACAGAAGCGUCCUGCCGAACAGCUCGAUGCGCCUUCGCCAGAUCCAACCGCCGACAACAAAAAACGGCGGACCGCGGGCACGGGCACCAGCUCGAGAGGUGUAGCCAACUUGACCCCCGACCAACUGGCCAAAAAGCGUGCCAACGAUCGCGAGGCCCAACGCGCAAUCCGGGAACGGACGAAGAAUCAGAUCGGGAACCUCGAGAAGCGCAUCAGAGAAUUGGAAUCGCAACAGCCAUACCAAGAACUACAGCAUGUGUUGAGGCAGAAAGAGCUGGUGGAGGCAGAGAAUGCGGAUAUCAAGAAGCGCCUGUCUUCAGUGCUCUCUCUAAUCCAUCCGAUUCUUGGACAGCAUGGCCUUGAAGCAUCUUCUUAUUCGGCGCCGCCGGCACCAUCCUAUAUACCCAAUCGACCAAGCUCCUCCUCAAACCGUAAUGUCACGACGCCGACUAGUGCCUCCUCUCCCCCCGCUGUUGGAGGCUCCUCUCAAUGGCAAGCCCCCGGCGUGCCAAUGAGCCACGAGCCCCGUGCAUAUCCACAAAUACAAACCGCGCAAGCCAAACAACUGAGCCAGCAGAGAUACGACAUGGCGCAUAAUCUGGAUAUGGGGCCUGAGAGACUGGGUCUCGACUUCCUCCUGGACGGCACUCAACGGGUGACCAAGAUCCCCGAUGGGAUAAAUGGAGUACCAGCACCGUCGAGUUUCCAACAGAUCCCUAGGGAAUCAGACAGGGAGAGCCCGUCACAUCGAAGUAACUCUAUCACCAGCAACAAUACCAACUUCAAUGGCAAUCUUGGCCCAGAGGAGAUGGCCGGGCACUCAGCACCGAUCCGAAAUGGACCUCCCACCUGUCCCCUAGACAGUCUCCUCCUCGACUUCCUCCACGAACGCCAACAGCUUGCCGCCGACGGCGUCCCGAUCCCCAAGCUUAUCGGGCCCCUCUACCCCAGCGUCUCCUCCCUCCUUAACCCCGCCCGCAGCAUCCACGCGCACCCCCUCUCCAAAGUAUUCACCGACAUCCUCGCCACCUUUCCCGAUCUCUCCACGCUCCCCGAAAAAGUCGCCCUCUUCUACAUCAUGUUCCUGCUCAUGCGCUGGCAGAUCGCCCCCACGCAAGAGAACUACGACCGGCUGCCCUCCUGGUUCACGCCGCGGCCCUCCCAACUCUUCACCUCCCACCCCGCCUGGAUCGAUCAUCUGCCGUGGCCCAAGAUGCGCGAUCGUUUGGUCCGGGACUACAAUCCCCGGGACUACCUCUUUGAUAACUUCUUCGUGCCCUUCACGUCUACCCUGUCUCUAGACUGGCCCUAUGAACCGACGGACGCCCUGAUACAGAGUCCCGAUAGUGAUGAGUUGGGAAUUAAUCCGGUGUUUGAGAGGCAUCUGAGAAGAUUGGAGAAUUGGAGUUUGGGACCGCAGUUCGCGAAGGCGUUUCCUGGCUUGGCGGAUACUUAUAGGUUGAAGACGGAUGGGGAUCGGAGGCCUUAG
Molecule: messenger RNA, 1542 nt
Organism: Amorphotheca resinae ATCC 22711
Lineage: Eukaryota; Fungi; Ascomycota; Leotiomycetes; Helotiales; Amorphothecaceae
Exons: 2
Coding region: 1-1542 (513 amino acids)
Biological process (GO): regulation of DNA-templated transcription
Molecular function (GO): DNA-binding transcription factor activity
Source: RefSeq, a predicted model, not a curated record